This is a messenger RNA of Trichoderma virens Gv29-8, 357 nucleotides long. RefSeq lists its product as uncharacterized. Bases 1 to 357 code for a protein of 118 amino acids. The transcript has a single exon. NCBI's taxonomy places the organism in Eukaryota, Fungi, Ascomycota, Sordariomycetes, Hypocreales, Hypocreaceae. The record is from RefSeq and is a predicted model, not a curated record.
AUGGCGCUUUCGAAAUGUCAUUUCGCACAACCAGGACUGAAAGCACUGGGACACUUUGUGUCUAGGCUCGGUCUCAAUACGUUGGCAGAAAAGACAGAAGCCAUACGACAACUGGAAAGGCCGAAGACACCAAAGGACUUGGAGACAGGUCUCGGUCUCAUGGGGUAUUACUGGAAUUUCAUAGCCUCGUACUCAGUAAUUGCAGAACCUCUGCAGAAGAUUAAAGCCAUCGGCUUUAGACAUGCGCCAAUCAAAAACCCGGAACGAGCGACGUAUGCCGCAAAGGUCACACUACCCCCGAUGGAGCCGGCGGAGCCAGACUCCCACCAAAGGAUCAACGAGCACCUCGGCCUCUGA